AUGUCUGCUAUCCAUGAGAUUCCCAUCCAAGUCGGCACUGAUUUCGAUGCCUACAUCGACGACACAGACUUUCGGACAAGCACGCCUCAAGAUGCGGUGUCAGGCUCGGUCUUGAGUCCGCGUGGCCUUCACAAGGCCACCGCGGCAGUCUUAGGUUGCUCCCUGGCCAUUGACAAAAUAGGCUUGGUGAGCAGCAGCAAGCAGAUCGCCCGGCAGAUUGAGCUGCAGCUUGGCGCUCUGGCUGGGGAGCCAGCCCCGUCCGUGAUCAAUUCAGGUGUGGACUACACGGCUGGGCGUGCACUCCGCGCUCGUGGCGCGGACAAAGGCAAGUCUAGUAGGUUCGAGGAGCGCCGGGCGCUCGCCGGGAGGAAGACCCUCAGGUUGUGCAAACAUAAGGAGGUCCUCGGCCAGAAAUCUCUCCGAAAUUUCACCGCGGGCCCCUUGCCGAGCGGCUCCUACGGCGCUGAAGUGUUUGGCAUCAGUGAUACCGAACUGCACUUGUUCCGCUCCCUGGGGAUGUCGACGAUAGCUCCUAAGUCGCAGCGCCGUCCUUUGAUUGUGAUCUCCCUGCUGGAAGGAGAUCCGCAGUGGCGUGUUAGCAUAGCUUCUUUGGUUCGCUACGCCAAGGAGUUGUGGUUGCCGCAGACUAGGCAGCUUGCGGGAUCCCUUUCUGUCAAGCUUCUCCGUGAGGCGUGGGCCCAAGUGUUUGGAAUGCUGGCUACGACGCCCCUGCGGUCUGUGGACUGUGUGGACAGCAUGAUGACACGCUCUGGCAUAGGGUAUGGCAAUGUCCAGCUUGUGCUGCCGAGCGUGAGCGCCUCGUUCCCGAAGAUAUUAUUGCGCUGGCCUUGGACGCUGAAUCUGAACAGUAUGAGUAUACCUUGUUUGUGCAUGGAGCACAUCGUCACCCAGGAGAUGAUUUGCCCAAGCCCUCAGCGGACGGUGCAGUCCAUGUGGGUUGGUAUGUGCCCGAGGGUUGUCGCCUCGGACGGCGGAGUCGGUGCCCCGGCGCCAGCACGCGGCAGCAGCCACCUGCGGCAGCUCACUGUUUUCUUAAGCGUGACCAGUGCACGGGAGGUGGGGGGUGAUAAAGCCGCGGCGCGUGAUCAGAGCGCAUUGCUGCAGACGCUCCAGACGUUCUCCCUCCCACCCUCCCCGCAGCAUUUUAAGCGCCGCCCCACGCUGAAACAGCCCUACCCGAUCGAUACAGCAGUCGCAAUGCGAGCUGCCUGCGCCGUGCUUGCCGUUGAGUCCCUUGUCGUCACGCCGAAGGCCGCGGCGGAGCCAGAGCCUCCCGCGGCGCCGCAGCCCCCCGCCGCGGGCCACAGGCCGGCCUCCAGGCCUCCGGCGGGGCCGGGCGCGGCCGCCGCGGCCGCGUCGGGAGCAGCCGUCCUCCUCAAGGGCGGCACUCUCCCCAGGGGGCUGGACCCGCUCAGCGCGCUCGCCUCGCAGCGGCAGCCGCCAGAGGCAGCUGCAGAGGCGGAGGCGCAGAAGCGUGGGGGCAAGGCCGGCAAGAGAGACAAGGGCGAGGGCCGCACGACGAGGUCCGCGGACCCCACCGUGGCCCGCCGCGGCAGAGAGCCGGAGCUGCCGCAGCUCGUGCGGGCCACCUCGCUGGGCGCCUCGGGCAACGGCAGCAGGCGGCUGCCCGAGCCGAAGGCGCCGCAGGCGAUGCCCCCUGCGAGGGCGCCGGCCGCAGGCUGGAUGUCCCCCGGCCGCGAGCAGCGCGUGGACACGCAGGAGCUGCGGAGCCGCGCGGACAAGGUCGCCCUGACGCACGCACAGGAGGCCAAGGAGCGAGAGGACAGCCUCCUCCGGAUGCUGGACAACCGCACGCGGCAGCGUGGGGUGCUGUGA
Messenger RNA from Prorocentrum cordatum, 1857 nucleotides. The record is from the annotation of a GenBank genome assembly. NCBI's taxonomy places the organism in Eukaryota, Dinophyceae, Prorocentrales, Prorocentraceae.